Molecule: messenger RNA, 1493 nt
Organism: Castor canadensis (American beaver)
Lineage: Eukaryota; Metazoa; Chordata; Mammalia; Rodentia; Castoridae
Gene: Kcnk7
Product: potassium two pore domain channel subfamily K member 7
Biological process (GO): potassium ion transmembrane transport; stabilization of membrane potential
Cellular component (GO): plasma membrane
Molecular function (GO): outward rectifier potassium channel activity; potassium ion leak channel activity
Source: RefSeq, a predicted model, not a curated record
CCAGGGAGCCAGCCCUGCCCUCCUCCCCAGAAUGCUCCCAUUACCUGAACAUUUCCUUCAUGGAAUUUAGGACAGUGUGAAGUUGACAUGUUGCUUUGCUCACAGGUUUCUUGUAUGAGCACCAGAGGGAAGAGACCAGUGUCUGUCCUCUUCCCUAGUGUCUGAAUGAGUGAAAUGGGGUAUGUGUGACUGAGUAAACAUGAAAUCGAAUAAAUGUGAGACCCUCUCUGAGAGACCUGGGUUUCCCCACCUUGCCUUCACCCUCACCAGAAUGCCUUCCUCCACCUACCCCCACUGCCCUAAGCUGUUAUGUCUUGCCCAGAAACUGGGAGGAGUACUCCCUACCAUACAGCUCACCCCACUUCUGUCCCAGCCACCCACGCAGCACCUUGCAGCCCCGCCCUGCACAGCCCCUCCCAGGUGUCUGUGGUGGAGCAGCCAGCUCCCACAGCACCCAGACUCAGUGUUGUGCUAUGGGGGGUCUGAGGCCCUGGGCCCGAUACCUGCUUCUGGUUGUGGCCCACCUGCUGGCCAUGGGGCUUGGGGCUAUGGUGUUCCAGGCUCUGGAGGGCCCUCUAGCACUCCAGCUUCAGGUCCAGCUCAAGGCUGAGCUGGCUACCUUCCAGGCAGAGUAUGGAGCCUGCCUGCCACCUGGAGCACUGGAGAAGCUGCUGGGCGCGGCCCUGAAAGCACAGGCCCAUGGAGUCUCCAGCCUGGGGAACGACUCAGAGGCCAGCAACUGGGAUCUUCCCUCAGCCCUGCUCUUCACUGCCAGCAUCCUCACCACCACGGGCUAUGGCCACAUGGCCCCACUAUCGGCAGGUGGGAAGGUUUUCUGUGUGGUCUACGCAGCCCUGGGGCUGCCAGCCUCCCUAGUACUUGUGGCAGCCCUGCGACAUUACCUGCUCCCUGUACUCAGCUGUCCAAGUGCCCGGGUAAUAGCCCGCUGGCAGCUGACACCAGCCGGGGCUGCACUGCUGCAGGCUGCAGGACUGGGUCUGCUGGUGGCCAGCGUCUUCAUGCUGCUGCCAGCACUGGUGCUGUGGGGUCUACAGGGUGACUGCAGCCUGCUGGAGGCCAUCUACUUCUGUUUUGGCUCACUCAGCACCAUCGGCCUGGGGGACUUGCUGCCCGGGUGGGACCGCAACCUGCAUCCCGUGAUUUACCACCUUGGCCAGCUCUCACUUCUUGGUUACUUGCUUCUAGGACUCCUGGCCAUGCUGCUGGCCGUGGAGACCUUCUCUGAGCUGCCACAAAUCCGUGCCAUGGUGAAGUUCUUUGGAUCCAGUGGCCCUAUGACAGCAGAGGACCAAAGUGGCAUCCUAAGCCAGGAUGAGCUGGAUCUGAGCACCCUACCUCCUGCUGUCCCCACCUCAGAACAGGAUGAAGCUUGCUGAUAGGAGUCAGGAGACGGACUUCAGCUCCUUUAAGAUGAAGGAGGCUGAGGCCAUCAGAAGUGCCCGAGGAAGAACAUGGAGAUGGGAGGGUGUGUG